GACACGUAUUAAUUUUAAUACUUCAAGCUACAGGGCAAUAUUACAAUAACAACAUGAAGCAGAACUGCAAUAGAAUAUUCACACAUGUUGAAAAUAAAACGUUUUGACAAAGCAUUCAUUAUUCUGUAAAUGUAUAGGUACAAUUGUAUUGACAUUGGUCGGUCCCUGGAACAUUUUGGCUGUGGUUAUAGAUGGCAUGUGACUAGCAGAGCCCUGAAAUAGAUGAAAGCGUUAAGAGGUGGAAUAAAAUCACUGGAUGAUUAUAUUUUGUAUUCGUUGCACGUAAAAGGUAGAUUUCUAGUUACCUAUCUUGCUAGUCACAUUAUCUGUAGCUUACAGUAUUUAACGAGUUUUGUUUUUGUUUUUUGGGGGGUGGGGGGUUGUUCACAUUGUGUAUAAUUUGUCAUUAGUAUGUAGCCACUAAUAUUCAAAAUGUGACGGAAUUUACAGCUCACCUACGGAAGUUUGUCAAAUCGGAGCUUGUUUCCUAACGGCACUAAGACACUGAACACAGUUUCGCAGUGCCAUGGAGCAGAAGGAGCCACCAGAGGGGCAUCAUUUUGUGGGGAAGAAAGACGCCUUGAUCAAAGCAAAGCGCACCUUCAAAACACUGGGGGAUCGGGAUGUACUGCUCAUCUAUCAUCAGGGACGCUUCUAUGCUUUGGACUACUAUUGCUAUCAUGCUGGUAGCAAGCUGGAGACUGGAGAUAUUGAGGAAAUAGGUGGCAAGCUGUGCAUAAUUUGUCCCAAACACAAGUACAAGAUUUCCCUUGCCGAAGGGGAGGGUUUAUGCAAGAGUAUUGACAAGACCCAAAAAAAAACAGCGCCCAUAUGGUACUCAAAAGGAGUGAAGCAGCGGGUCCACACAGUGACAGAGAACAACGGUGACGUCUAUGUGGAGCUCUCUCACAUGCCCCGAUGGGUCGAGUCAGAUUACUUCCAGGGAGAGGAGGGCAAGGAGAAAAGGGCCAAAGCUGAGGCCACGGCUGAGGCCAACGACGGGAUGGACUCUUCCUAAUGGAUGAGAGAACAUUCUAGAAGUUUCUUCUUGCCUCUUCUGACCACCUCUACACAGGGUUUGUGUUUGCAUGGAGCGUAUAUAAAAUAGCAUCUUUGACCUUUACUUUUAUUUCAUUGGUCUACAGUAUAAGUAGUAUUUCACCUCUUGGAAUUAAGGGACUUGGAAUAUAGACUACAUUUUAUACAGUAUUGUACAAAUCUCGGCACCAUGAGCAUUGUUUUUACAGUGACUAUUUUGGACAGAACUAGUUUGUUUUGGCCACUGUAUACAAAAUUAAAUAUUCUGACAUAUUUUAGCAUUAUUCUGCAAAAAAAGGAUGAUAGAUGAGAUGAGGAAGAACCAAUUAACCUUUGGUGAGAAAGCGGAUAAUGGUGCAGUUAAAGAAAUGGGCUUUUACUAUUUGAGUAACUAUGGCAUCAGUGCAACUGUCCACCCAUCAGAAUCCUCAGUUGCACUUCCUGUCUGCUUGUCAUCUUCAUUGAACCAGUUGGUAGUCAAAAGCUAACAGAUGAAACAGAAAACAUUAGUGAAGUGUUUUUGCUAUGCCUUGGCGGGUUCUGCACUCUACUAACAUUCUAGUUUUAUGCUUAUGGCAUUGCUAAAACGUCACUAAUGGUGGAUUUUUCACAGUACAGUACUGUAUAUACAUACGUGAUAAUGUAUACAGUUAAUUAAUUUCUGAUGUUCAUGAUGAAUUGCAUGCACUAAUCACAUUGUAUGGUAUAUAUAUUACAUGUUAAAUUGCUUCAAUCUCUGCAGACUAAAAUUCUAAUUAAAGAGUUGGUCAGAAACAACCAAUUGAU
Messenger RNA from Syngnathoides biaculeatus (alligator pipefish), 1824 nucleotides. It is a transcript of the gene rfesd, whose product is annotated as Rieske (Fe-S) domain containing. NCBI's taxonomy places the organism in Eukaryota, Metazoa, Chordata, Actinopteri, Syngnathiformes, Syngnathidae. The transcript is spliced from 4 exons. Gene Ontology annotation, molecular function: 2 iron, 2 sulfur cluster binding. Bases 527 to 1018 code for a protein of 163 amino acids. The record is from RefSeq and is a predicted model, not a curated record.